Molecule: messenger RNA, 2023 nt
Organism: Echinops telfairi (small Madagascar hedgehog)
Lineage: Eukaryota; Metazoa; Chordata; Mammalia; Afrosoricida; Tenrecidae
Gene: ECM1
Product: extracellular matrix protein 1
Exons: 12
Coding region: 101-1858 (585 amino acids)
Biological process (GO): regulation of bone mineralization; signal transduction
Cellular component (GO): extracellular region
Source: RefSeq, a predicted model, not a curated record
CAACCGGAGAAGCAGGCUCCCAGCUGCCCAGCCCUUGAAAUACGCAUCUGCCUGUGAGAAUCCACUUCCUGGGUGGCCAGUGACCAGUUGUUGCCCCAAAAUGGGGGCCAUGUCGGGAGCAGUCUUGGUCCUGGCCUGUUUGACUGUCGUUUCUGCAGCUGCUGAGGGAGAGCUCCAGGCUCCAGGCCAGAGGGAACUGAGAGCACGGCAGCCCACCCAGCACCCUCAGGAAGUUGGCUAUGCAGCACCCCCCUCCCCACCCCUUACCAGAACCCUCCCUGUGGGUCACCCAGACACAUCCCAGCACAGCCCCGCCUUUGAGGAACAGAAAGAAGUGCAACCCCCUCUCUCCAGGGGAGCCAUUGCUGCCCAAGAGGAAGUGCAGCCCUCUCCCCAGCUCCCUGUGGAAAGGAAAGCAGCAGACCAACCUCUCCCCCAGGAAGCCACCCCCCUUCAAGAAGAACUUGAACAAAAAGAAGUAGACUCGUAUUUACCAAAUCAGGAGGAGAUGACCUUGGGCUCUAAGCAGAAAGAGGUCAGCCAGUCUGAAGAAAAUCCAGCUCCCCUCCAGGGCAGGGAGUCGGAGUCCUGGGAUCCAGCCCAGCACUGCCAGCGAGGUAGACCCCGAGGGGGCUGGGGCUUCCGGCUGGCUGGCUUCCCCCCUGGGCGACCUUCUCCAGAGAAUCUGAACCAGAUCUGCCUCCCUACCCGCCAACACGUGGUGUACGGCCCCUGGAACCUGCCCCAGACUGGCUACUCCCACCUCACGCGCCAAGGUGAAACCCUCAAUUUGUUGGAAACUGGAUAUUCCCGGUGCUGCCGCUGCCGCAGCCGCUUAAAUUGUCUGGACUGUGCAGAACUUGUGUGGGAGGACGCUCUGAUCAAGUUCUGUGAGGCUGAGUUCUCAGUCAAGACCCGAGCCCACAGGUGCUGCAAAGAGCAGGGAGAGGCUCGAUUCACCUGCUUCCAAAAGGAAGCACCCCAGCCACACUACCAGACCCAGGCGUGCCCUAGCCAAAAGCUCCACAUUCCCUCGGGCCCCAAACUGCCUUUCCCCCCCGGGGUUCCCACUCUGGACAACGUCAAGAACAUCUGCCACCUGAAACGCUUCCGCUCAGUGCCGCGCAACCUCCCAGCUGCAGACCCCGUCCAAAGGCAGCUGCGGGCUCUGACCCAGCUGGAGGCGGAGUUCCAGCGCUGCUGCCGUCAGGGGGAUAACCACACCUGCACACGGAAGGCUUGGGAGGACGCCCUUGAUGGGUACUGUGACAAGGAGCAUGCUGUAAAGACCCACCACCACUCAUGCUGCCGCUACCCUAUCAGUCCUGCCCGCGAUGAGUGCUUUGCCCGUCGGGCUCCCUAUCCCAACUACGACCAGGACAUCUUGACCCUUGACCUCAGCCGAGUCACGCCCAACCUAAUGGACCACCUCUGCAGAAACCACAGGGUUCUCAGCAAGCAUAAACAGAUCCCAGGGCUGAUCCAGAACAUGACUGCCCGCUGCUGCGACAUGCCCCUUCCAGAGCAGGCCUGCUGCGCGGAGGAGGAAAAACUGGCCUUCGUCGAUGACCUCUGUGGUCCCAGACGUACCUUCUGGAGGGACACAGCCUUCUGCUGUGACCUGAGUCCUGGGGACGAACAGACCAACUGUUUCAACAUCCACUAUCUGAGGAAUGUGGCGCUAGUGGCUGGAGACACUGGGGAUGCCAAGGGCCAGGGGGAGCAGGACCCAACCAAGGAAACAAAUAUCAGCCCCACCCCCAACAAAGAAGAGAAGAAUGAGUCACCCCAGAGCCUUGGAGGAUCAGAUGGGGAAACUCCACCCCACCCCACCCUCCUCGAACACUCAUUACAGUAAACACCUCUUGGAUUUGGUGCAGUCUUUGUCUGUAGCACCGCACAUGCAAACACACCCUUUUAAGCCUGUCUGGAUUUUCUUCGGUGACGGGCCCCUGUGACCCACUGCUCCGAGGAGUUGUUCCCCAGGCCUGUAAUGGGAUCAUAACUAAAUGACUUCACUUCA